Molecule: messenger RNA, 1572 nt
Organism: Exophiala spinifera
Lineage: Eukaryota; Fungi; Ascomycota; Eurotiomycetes; Chaetothyriales; Herpotrichiellaceae
Exons: 3
Coding region: 1-1572 (523 amino acids)
Biological process (GO): protein phosphorylation
Molecular function (GO): protein kinase activity; ATP binding
Source: RefSeq, a predicted model, not a curated record
AUGUCCGACCAGUUCAAGGCCAGGACGCUGAAGAGGAAGAAUGUAAAAGGACUGGCUUUGAGCGCUCCUCCACCAAGAACAGCAAACCCUUCAGAUGGGGACUCCCAAAUUCCGGGCGCUCUGGGCAAUUCCGAAAGUGACCGGACGGACACUUUGGAGAUUGGUCUCGAGUUCAAACUUGAUCUGAGAAGCGAGGACUUGGUAGUCCUGAAAGAGCUAGGAGCAGGCAAUGGAGGAACUGUCAGUAAAGUCAUGCAUGCUUCUACCAAAGUUAUCAUGGCAAGAAAGAUUAUCCGAGUUGACGCAAAGGAAAACGUCCGCAAGCAGAUCGUCAGAGAAUUGCAGGUAGGCCAUGAUUGCAGUUCUCCAUAUGUCAUCACGUCAUUAGACCGUAUAUCUAAGGAUUUUGGUCCUAUCCGUGUCGAUGUGCUUGGGAAAAUUACGGAAUCAAUUCUUGGAGGCCUUGUAUAUCUCUACGAAGCACACCGUAUCAUGCAUCGUGACAUCAAACCCUCCAACGUCUUGGUUAAUUCCCGAGGCAUGAUCAAGCUAUGCGAUUUUGGUGUUGCCACUGAGACAGUCAACUCCGUUGCAAAUACCUUUGUCGGCACUUCUACCUAUAUGGCACCUGAAAGAAUUCAGGGAGGAGCAUACACGAUCAAGUCUGAUGUAUGGAGUGUGGGUUUGACAGUGAUGGAACUAGCCAUUGGAAGGUUUCCCUUUGACUCUACGGAUUCUGCUGCAGGCGACAGAGCUAGCGCCGGACCAAUGGGUAUACUCGACCUUUUGCAAACCAUAGUGCAUGAGCCUGCACCCAAACUACCGAAAAGCGAGGCUUUCCCAGCUAUUCUGGAAGAUUUUGUGGCCAAAUGUCUUCUCAAGAAUGCCGAUGAAAGGCCAACACCUAGAGAGCUCUACGAUCGCGACAACUUUGUACAGGCGGCGAAGCGAACCCCUGUCGACCUGGCGGAAUGGGCGGUUUCCAUGAUGGAAAGACACAACCGAAAAUCUUACUUGGCGCCACCAGCGCCUAAAUCACUCAAGAGCGACGGCACCAGCUCAGAUACCUCGUACACCAAUUCAGCCGCUUCGACAGCCUCAUUCACAAGUGAUGCCCGAGGUACCCCGGUCACUGCGAGGAGAUAUGCCAGUCCUACAACGGGCAGCAUAACGGUAGCCGCACCUCAAGGUGUGCCUGCACCAGCACAACAGACUCCAACAGGAAUCGUCGAAAGAUCACCUCCUCCACCUCUUUCAUUGCAGCAUUUAUCCCUGGAGACCCGCGACCCGCCGAAUGGUGUCUCCAACCGUGCAAACCGACUGGGCUUCAGUGAACGCGACAACAUCCCGGAGCCUGCUUCGGCAAUCGAGUCGUCACAUCGCCCUAUGUUCCCACCGAGGACCAGCAGCAGCAACUCCUUGGCAGGUAACAGGAUCCCGCUGGCAAGUCCUGCACUGGCUAUACGGCCGCCUCCACCAAGCGGUCCGUUGCCGCCGCCACCUAUGAAGGAUCUCCCAGCGCCUCCAGCACUGAAGAGUGCAGAGAUUGCGAGUCCACGUCGGGCUAGAUGA